Molecule: messenger RNA, 783 nt
Organism: Lathyrus oleraceus (garden pea)
Lineage: Eukaryota; Viridiplantae; Streptophyta; Magnoliopsida; Fabales; Fabaceae
Exons: 5
Coding region: 1-783 (260 amino acids)
Source: RefSeq, a predicted model, not a curated record
AUGGUGAUUGAUCUAGAGGAUGGUAGCUCUAAUGAUCAAGAGGAAAGCUUACUUCAUCACCUAAAGCCAAGUGUGGCUAAACGCAUGAAGACUCGAAAUGGAAGAUUUGUGGCUAAACUUAUGUCAGCUAGAAAAGCUAAGAAGACUGCUGAGGAUGUUGAGGAAGAUGUCCCUGACAUCUCGCUUUUGAAGAAAACCACUGAUAGGAAGUCUCCUGUUAAGGUUCCUGCUGUUCAUUUGGAUAACAUCUCUUUCCAUCUUGAGGAUGGAGCUGCCAAGUGGAAAUUCAUGAUUCAAAGAAGGGCGGCUGUGGAAAGGGAGUUGGGAAAAGAUGCUAUUGAUGUCAAGGAGGUCAUGGACAUGAUAAAGGUUGCUGGGUUGUUGAAGACUGUGUCUUGGUUCUCUCAAUUCUAUGAGGGAAGAAAAAUUGAGGGUGUAGGUGAAUUAGAAGUUACAGAUAAUGAGGUCUGUAGAGAGAUUACAGCUAGGAAGGUGAAAAGUUGGCCUGUUAAAAAGCAUCUUCCUACUGGGAAGUUGACUGUCAAGUAUGCUAUCUUGCAUAAAAUGGGAGCUGCAAAUUGGGUCCCUACCAACCAUAUUUCCACUAUUGCUAAUAGCAUUGGGAGCAAUGAAGAAGAAGUUGAAGCCCACACCUCUAGUGAGAGGUUUGCUAACCAUGAUGAUACAAGUGGAAAUUCUGAUUCUAGUGCUGAUGAAGCUGCAAGCUCAAGCUCUACUGACUUGCUUACAACUGGUUAUGUACUUGGUUUUGCAACCCUUUAA